Molecule: messenger RNA, 953 nt
Organism: Lytechinus variegatus (green sea urchin)
Lineage: Eukaryota; Metazoa; Echinodermata; Echinoidea; Temnopleuroida; Toxopneustidae
Exons: 2
Coding region: 2-631 (209 amino acids)
Source: RefSeq, a predicted model, not a curated record
AAUGCCGAGUCCUGUAGAUCAAACGAAUGAUGGUAGCAGUGAAAACACGAGUGGUAAUAAUACAGUAAUCAAUGUCAAUAGUAGUGGAGCUGUGUAUAUAAGAUGGGGUAGAGAUGUUUGUGUUGAUGGAUCAGAACUGGUUUAUGCUGGUAUUGCAGCAGGAGCUCACUACACACAUCCAGGAAGUGGAUCUAACUAUCUGUGUUUGCCACCUGACCCUAUUUAUGAUGAACAUCAGUCUGGUGGAACUCGUGGUCUGCUGUACUCUGCCGAAUAUCAGACAAUAAACGCCAUCGGUCGUCUCCAGGGUAUCCACGACCAUACACCAAAAUGUGCAGUCUGCAGGGCGCCCUCAGGACGAUCUACCAAAUUGAUGAUCCCUGCGCGGAACAAGUGCCCUUCUGACGAGUGGCGCCUGGAGUAUAGUGGUUACCUCAUGUCAGAUUCUUUUGGUCACGCACGUACUGAGUUCGUUUGUUUCGAUCGUGACAUGGAAGCAGUGCCUGGUACAGCUGGAAACGAAGAUGGGGCUCUCUUUUACAUGGUAACAGCUUCAUGUGUGGCUGGAAGUGGGCUUUGUGGACCCUAUAUUGACGGUCAGGAACUCACUUGCGCUGUGUGUACGAUUUAGAAUUUGUUAAGAUCGAGUGAUAUAGUGCAUACCUUGAAUUAUAUCCGUGUAGUGUAGCUCAUCUAUUAAAACAUUCAGUCGACAAAGGAAUUCCCGAAGAAAUGUGUCAAAUUCGAUCAGUACUUAGUUGCACCCACCUUUUAUUUUUCCAGUGUACCAAUGACAGAUAAUUUUCAGAAACCUUAACGUGUUGGGGUUUUAGGUUUGUUAACCUGUAUACAGCGAGGAAGAAUAUUGCCCACCCCGACCCCCUACUUCUCCAGUGUUCUCGAUGGCAAAUUCUAUAUGUUUUGGCAUAAAUAUAUAAAUACAUAAUACAUAA